AUGAGGAAUUACAAGAUUUUACCAUAUAUCACACAUUUACCCAUUAAUACCACACGGGAUGUAUCAGCUCGCAGUGCUGCCCAGAAUACCACGGACAAAGUAGGGAGUUGUCAUUGGUCUUGUCAACGAACUAACCAGCCAUCAUCACCUCACUAUCAUAAACCUGAUUUUGAAAGAGCAGGGGGAAAGCGAUCAUCUAUCCACCGUCCACAACUCAGUUCCUCUUCUAUUCACUUUGCUGACAUCAGCCCACCAUAUUUAUACAUGGCAACUUAA
Molecule: messenger RNA, 276 nt
Organism: Loa loa (African eye worm)
Lineage: Eukaryota; Metazoa; Nematoda; Chromadorea; Rhabditida; Onchocercidae
Exons: 1
Coding region: 1-276 (91 amino acids)
Source: RefSeq, a predicted model, not a curated record